AUGGUAGUAGAUGGUACAUUUUUAAAGACAAAAUGUGGAGGCACACUAUAUGCAGCUUGUGUUAAAGAUGGAAACAAUCGAAUUUUUCCGCUUGCCUUUGGAAUUGGGGAUUCAGAAAAUGACAAUGCAUGGAUAUGGGUUUUUAGAAGACUAAAAGAAGCAAUAGGAGAUCGAAAAGACUUGUGCAUAGUAUCUGACAAGCACAAAAGCAUCAAGAAUGAAAUUGAACAAGCCUAUCUUGGUCUAUACCAUGGAGUUUGUCUUUAUCAUUUGAGGAAAAAUCUAAGGACUAAGUUUAGGGGAUUACAUGUGCAUGGCAUAUUCGAAAUUGCUUCAAAAGCCUACUCAGCUCAAGAAUAUCAUUCUGCCAUGGCUGAGUUUCAAAAUAUUAACUCUAAAAUGACUGCUUAUUUUUUGCAAGCAAAACCAGAAAGAUGGGCUCGACCAUUCUUUCCAACGAAAAUGUAUGACAUUCUUACAAGUAACAUUGUUGAGUCUAUAAAUGCAACAAUUGUGCAUGCAAGAGAAUUGUCUAUAACCUCAUUAAUAGAAGUUGUGAGAGAGAUGCUUCAAAGAUGGUUUUCAAUAAGAAAACAAGCAACAAUCAGCCAAUUUAUUGAAGUGACAAAAUGGGCAAAUGAUGAAAUGGAGAUAAAACUUGAUGUAGAUGCAAUUGAUGCAAUGAAAUCUCGAGUCACAUAUGGUGAUCGAGUGUUUGUUGUUGACAUGGAACAAAACAUGUGCACAUGUCAUGAAUUUCAACUAGAGGGAAUUCCAUGUGCACAUAUUAUCGCAUCAAUUGAAAGCAAGUUUCGGCCAACUCUUAAUCUAGGGUUCAUGAUGUUUUGUGUGUAUAUUAAUAAGUAUAUUUAUGAGGUUGAAUGUUUGGAUAUGUAUAGUAAGAUGCCUCUCAUUUUGAAAACUAUUAAGAAACAACUACUUAAGGAAAUUCGUGCAAUACCCAUGGUCUAG
This is a messenger RNA of Humulus lupulus (European hop), 972 nucleotides long. RefSeq lists its product as uncharacterized. The record is from RefSeq and is a predicted model, not a curated record. Gene Ontology annotation, molecular function: zinc ion binding. Lineage: Eukaryota; Viridiplantae; Streptophyta; Magnoliopsida; Rosales; Cannabaceae. Bases 1 to 972 code for a protein of 323 amino acids. The transcript has 4 exons.